AUGGCAGGUCCGUUGAUGAUCCGAAUGGUAGAGCUGCAGGAGUUGAAAUGGACGAAUCGGGUGCAGUAUGCCAAAGAAAGGUUGGCAAUGCAUGUUGGCCAUCAAUACAGAAAUGACAACAUGAAUGGGGAUGUUCAGCAAAGGGUGAACACUACGGAAGAGGGGCAGAAAGGAGAAAAGGACUGCCAAAACAAAGAGAACAAGAGGGAUCCGACCAAAAAGGUAAUUGACAAGGACGAUGUGGAAGAGAAUGUCAAUGGUGUCAACAUUGUAGGCACUCCUCAAGAGGAACGGACAAGAGAAUUGUAG
This is a messenger RNA of Linum trigynum, 309 nucleotides long. NCBI's taxonomy places the organism in Eukaryota, Viridiplantae, Streptophyta, Magnoliopsida, Malpighiales, Linaceae. The record is from the annotation of a GenBank genome assembly.